This is a messenger RNA of Engraulis encrasicolus (European anchovy), 5509 nucleotides long. It is a transcript of the gene abcc2, whose product is annotated as ATP-binding cassette, sub-family C (CFTR/MRP), member 2. Gene Ontology annotation, cellular component: apical plasma membrane. The coding region runs from base 183 to 4949 and encodes 1588 amino acids. Lineage: Eukaryota; Metazoa; Chordata; Actinopteri; Clupeiformes; Engraulidae. Gene Ontology annotation, biological process: transmembrane transport. The record is from RefSeq and is a predicted model, not a curated record. The transcript is spliced from 33 exons. Gene Ontology annotation, molecular function: ATP binding; ABC-type transporter activity; ATP hydrolysis activity.
CAUGUGUAUGUGUCCAGGAAGAAGCAGUUUUAUGGCACACAGACUACAGCUGAAUAUCAGCUUGUGGAUCACAAAUAAGGAACUGUAGAGGAACAGCGGAGGAGCGUUGGAGGACAUCUGGAUCUGGAUUCUCUGGAGCAUCAGCUAAGUUCCCGAGGAGACGAAGGGGAGCAGAGGCAACCAUGUCGUCUCCUGUCCUGGACGAGUACUGUGGCUCAGUCUUCUGGAAUGCCUCAUACCUGGACCGGCCCGACCCAGACCUGCCGGUGUGUCUGGAACAGACGGUUCUGGUGUGGAUCCCGCUUGGGUUCCUGUGGCUCAGCAGCACCUGGAACCUGGUAGCACUCUGCAAGAACAAAGCCCCAGCACGGAACCUCUCCAAGCUCUAUCUCAGCAAGCAGAUCCUUGCUGGACUUCUAUUUCUAACAUCUGUGGCAGGCCUUGGUGUCACGCUCGGGGAGGAUUUUGGGCCCAACAGUGAUUCUGAGACCAGUGGGAGGAAUGCAACAGUCUAUUACGCCAACCCUGCGUUAUUCGCUGUCUCAUGGAUCCUGGUGAUGCUCCGGCAUGAGAAUAUCCGGCGUAAGCCCAUGGCGGUGGACUCGGGAUCGCUCUUCCUCUUCUGGCUGCUGCAGGUGGUGUGUGGCGUCUUCGCCUUUCAGACAGUCCUGCGCAAGGCCCUGUCAGAGGAGGGCAUCUCAGAUCUGCCUCUCGUCUGCCUCUUCUACAUCGGCUAUGGCCUGCAGGUCAUCUCCAUGGUCUUUGCCGGCAUAGCCGACGUGCCGCCCGAGGCCCAGGACAUGGCCAAGAAGAAUCCCGAGGUGGGAGCAGCCAGCGUCAGUCGGAUCACAUUUAACUGGUUCAACAGCAUGGUCUUCAAGGGCUAUAAGAAGCCGCUGGUGCAGGAGGAUCUGUGGGAUCUGAAUAAGAAGGACUCCACACGCCAAAUCUUGGACAUGUUCGAGCUGGUGAUGGUGAAGGAACUGGCCAAGGCACGCGUCAGGUUCCAGAAGGAGAUGAGGAAGUGGAAGGCCAAACAGAGAGAAGAGCCACACGCUAACGGACUGGCCAAAGGAGUCAGCCAAGAUGUACUAGUCAUGGAGGAGCGAGGUAGUAGCAAAGACAAGAAGAAAAAGAAAGAGAAGAAGAAGAAAGAGGAUGAAACGCCACAUCCAAACUCCUGGCUAAUUCCCUCCAUUGGAAAGGCCUUCAAGUGGAUGCUGAUUGAAUCUGCCUUCUUUAAGCUGCUCUAUGACCUGCUGGCGUUUGUCAGUCCCCAGCUGCUCAAGCUGAUGAUCUCGUUCACGGAGGACACGUCUAUCUACACCUGGAAGGGCUAUGUAUACGCCGUCCUGCUGCUGCUGUUGGCGGCUCUGCAGUCCGUCUUCCUGCAGCAGUAUUUCCAGCGCUGCUUCGUGCUGGGCAUGAAGGUCCGCACCGCCCUAAUGGCCGCCGUCUACAAGAAGGCCCUGAUCGUAUCCAACGACACACGUCAGGAGUCCACGGUGGGCGAGACGGUGAACCUGAUGUCGGCGGACGCGCAGCGCUUUAACGACGUGACCAACUUCGUGCACCUGAUCUGGUCCUGCCCGCUGCAGAUCGCACUGUCUAUAUACUUCCUGUGGCUGGAGAUGGGCCCCAGCGUGCUCGCCGGCCUGGCGGUCAUGAUCGUCAUGGCCCCCAUCAACCUCGUCCUCGCAACCAAGUCCAGGGACCUGCAGGCUGAGAACAUGAAACUGAAGGACAAACGCAUGAAAAUAAUGAACGAAAUCCUCAACGGUAUGAAGAUCCUGAAGCUGUAUGCGUGGGAGCCGUCGUUCGAGUCCCAGAUUCUGGCCCUGCGCGAGCUGGAACUGAAGCGCAUGAAGAAGAUCGCCUACUACUCCUCCAUCUCAACCUUCAUAUUCGCCGCCGCUCCCGCCAUUGUUUCCUUGGCAACGUUUGCUGUGUUUGUAUCAGUGAGUCCAGACAACAUCCUGGAUGCUCAGAAAGCCUUCACGUCCAUUUCCCUCUUCAACAUCCUCAGAUUCCCUCUUGCUAUGCUUCCCAUGCUCAUAGGAGCCAUGGUCCAGAUCACCGUGUCCAAAAAACGCCUGGAGAAGUUCCUGGGUGGAGAGGACCUGGAUAGUAACGCUGUGACCCAUAACCCCAGCAAUAGCAGUGCCAUCUCGGUUGUGGACGGUGCUUUCUGCUGGGGAAAAGACAAUAAUGUGACCCUGAGGGACGUGAAUCUGGAGGUCAAGCCUGGCCGCCUGUUGGCCGUGGUGGGAGCCGUGGGCUCCGGGAAGUCCUCCCUCCUCUCUGCCCUGCUCGGGGAGAUGCACAACAACAAAGGCUCCAUCAACAUGCUGGGCUCCGUGGCAUACGUCCCACAGCAGGCGUGGAUCCAGAAUGCAACGCUGCGCGACAACAUUCUGUUUGGGAGUGAGCUGGAGGGCCGCCGCUACGAGGGCGUGCUGGAGGCCUGCGCUUUGAAGCCAGACCUGGAGCUGCUGCCCGGCGGAGACGAGACCGAGAUCGGGGAGAAGGGUAUUAACCUGAGCGGGGGGCAGAAGCAGCGCGUGAGCCUGGCCCGGGCCACCUACAGCGGCGCGGACACAUACCUGCUGGACGACCCGCUGUCCGCCGUGGACUCCCACGUGGCCAAGCACCUGUUCGAGAAAGUCAUCGGCCCCAAGGGACUGCUCAGGGACAAGACUCGCAUCCUGGUGACUCACGGCGUCAGCUUCCUACCUCACGUGGACGAAAUUGUGGUGCUGUCGGACGGGCGUGUGUCCGAGGUGGGCUCCUACGAGAGCCUGAAGGCCAGUGGGGGGGCCUUCUCAGAGUUCCUGAACACCUACGCCAAAGAGGAGAGCAACAAGCCAAAAAAGGAGGAGUCCAGUGACACGGAGGAGGUGGAUUUGACCCCUGAGACAGAAGAUGUCCAAGCCGACGGCCCCCCUGAGGACGUAGUCACCACCACACUGAGGAGGAACAGCAGCAUCAGAGGCAGCCAGAGGCACGCACAGCGCAACGGCAGCACAUUGAGUGACACUCCGAGUGUCAAGCUGAGGAAAAGUAGCUCUGUGCGGAGCAAGAGGCCGUCUGAUGAGAGCAAGAAAGGCCAGCGCCUCAUUGAAAAGGAAGCCAUGGAAACCGGCACAGUGAAGUUCUCAUUGUAUGUUCAGUACUUGCGUGCGAUGGGCUGGGGCUACACCGCGCUGGUCUUCCUCAUGUAUUUCAUCCAGAACAUCGCCUUCAUCGGCUCCAACCUGUGGCUGAGCGACUGGACCACAGACUCGAUCACCUAUUUCAACCAGACUUACCCCGCCAGCGUCAGGGACAUGAGGAUUGGCGUCUUCGGAGUUCUCGGUGUGGCACAAGGCUUCUUCAUCUUCCUGGGUACGCUGCUGCUGGCGGACGGGGCGAUCGCGGCGUCGCGCCUCCUCCACUCGCGCCUGCUGGGCAACGUGCUCCGAGUGCCCAUGAUGUUCUUCGACACCACGCCCUCCGGCAGGGUCGUCAACCGCUUCGCCAAGGACAUGUUGACGGUGGAUGAGAUGAUCCCGAUGUCGUUCCGCUCGUGGCUGCUGUGUCUACUGGGCGUGAUCGGCACCCUGUUCGUAAUCUGCCUGGCCACACCCCUUUUUAUCGCCGUUAUCGUGCCUCUGGCUGUGGUGUACUAUUUUGUACAGAGGUUUUACGUGGCGACUUCGAGGCAGCUGCGUCGUCUGGACUCUGUGUCUCGCUCCCCCAUCUAUUCCCACUUCGGGGAGACUGUUGCCGGGCUGUCGGUCAUCCGGGCCUAUGGACACCAGGAGCGCUUCCUCAUGCACAACGAGAAGACCAUGGACGAGAACCUCAAGAGUGUCUACCCAUGGAUCGUCUCCAACAGGUGGCUAGCCAUUCGACUGGAGUUUCUGGGAAACCUGGUGGUGUUCUUCUCCGCCUUGUUCGCCGUGAUUUCACGAGAAAGCCUGAACAGUGGCCUCGUCGGGCUGUCCAUCUCAUACGCUCUGAACGUGACUCAGACUUUAAAUUGGUUGGUGAGAAUGACCUCUGAGCUGGAGACCAACAUUGUUGCCGUGGAACGAGUGGAUGAGUACACAGAGAUAAAGAACGAGGCUGCCUGGACCACAGAUAAGCGGCCAGACCAAAGCUGGCCCGAGUCCGGCAAGAUCCGAUUUGAGGACUUCAAGGUCCGCUACCGCCCCGAGCUGGACCUGGUCCUGCACGGAAUCACUUGCGACAUCGACAGCACAGAGAAGAUCGGUAUCGUGGGCCGCACUGGAGCAGGGAAGUCCAGCCUGACCAACUGCCUGUUCCGCAUCAUCGAGGCGGCGGACGGGAAGAUCCUCAUCGACGGAAUCGACAUCGCCGCCAUCGGCCUGCACGACCUCCGCAGCCGCCUCACUAUCAUACCACAGGAUCCGGUGCUGUUCUCGGGAAGCCUGCGGAUGAACCUGGACCCAUUUGAGAAGUUCAGCGACGAGGAUCUGUGGCGAGCCCUGGAGCUCUCCCACCUGAAGGAGUUCGCCAAGGGCCUGCCAGAGGGCCUCCAGUACGAGAUAUCCGAGGGAGGAGAGAACCUCAGUGUUGGCCAGCGUCAGCUACUGUGCCUGGCCAGGGCUCUGCUCCGCAAGUCUCGUAUCCUCAUACUGGACGAGGCCACGGCCGCCGUGGACCUGGAGACAGACGACCUCAUCCAGACCACCAUCCGCAAGGAGUUCAGCGACUGCACCGUCCUCACCAUCGCACACAGACUCAACACCAUACUGGACAGCUCGCGAGUGAUGGUGUUGGAUGCUGGUAAGAUUGUGGAGUUUGAUACGCCAAGCGCUCUCUUCAAAAAGCAAGGACAUUUCUUCUCCAUGGCAAAGGAUGCUGGAAUUAACUCGGUUGAAUACAGUGACCAUACCAUGGCAAAGGAUGCUGGAAUCACCUCGGUUGAAUACAGUGCACUAUAACCUGCAUAUGGUACAUGUCUAUUACUGUAUCAUUGGUCUAUGACCAUACCAUGGCAAAGGAUGCUGGGAUUUCCCCUUUGGAUCACAGUGUUCUAUAGUAGCUGGACAACAUGGGGAUCCUAUGCUUGAUUUUCUUCUUCUUCCUUCUCUCUCUCUCUCUCUCUCUCUCUCUCUCUCUCUCUCUCUCUCUCUCUCUCUCUCUCUCUCUCUCUCUCUCUUUCUCUCUCUUUCUCCCACCCCCCUUUCUCUCUCUCUUUCUCCCUCACUGUCUCUUUUUUUGUUUGCCUAUGGUCCAGAUUUGUACCACUGCCAAAUCUGGCAUUUAAACUGGUAUUUGUAUGUGACAUAGUAUUUAAGUCUCAUUCAUCUUUUUUGUUGAUUUGUUAUUGAACUGCUGAUCUGUUUGUAAUAUAUUUUCCGGUGUUUUUUACAGUGUGGCCGAGACGAUGUCAAUAUGCUCUUGUGAAACCAAGGCCUCUUUUAGGCCUAUUAUUACUGUUUUAUAUAUUAAUUUUAUAUUUUACUGAAAUAAAUAUGACCACCCGUGAUUGGGGAACACA